Bursaphelenchus okinawaensis is the source of this 2454-nucleotide messenger RNA. Lineage: Eukaryota; Metazoa; Nematoda; Chromadorea; Rhabditida; Aphelenchoididae. The record is from the annotation of a GenBank genome assembly.
AUGACCAGUUGGUUGGGGCUUCAGGAUGAAGUUGGGAUCGGAGAACGGAAGCCUUCCAAGUCAUCGUUGCGGCCAAGUUCAGCGUUAUCGUAUCAGGCUGAUGGUAAAUAUAAGUGAAAAUACUUUUUCAGUUUUUGAAAACAGUAAAAUAAUGAGUUAAUAUUGAAAAGUUCUUUAAUGUGUGACAAUCUUUUCUUGUAAAUACUAAAUUUCCAGAAACCAAAUAAAAUUUUAGAAUUACCUAAAAAGAAAAAAGUAGAUCACGCCAACUUGUAGAUCGCCUCUCCCAACGGCAUGUAGCUUUCGUAGAGCCAAAAGGUGAAGUACCUGAAGAUCACACAGAUGCCCAAAAUGAUAAAAAUUCAAAUUGGCUACCUUGUUCCAAUGUUUCCCUUGGGACCGACCCUCAAAGCGGCAGAAUCAAGUCUAUGAAGGUAUUAAAACAAUAUUUACAGAGGGCUAUAUAACACUAAUAACAAUGCCUAACAGGGAUGAACGUCUGAAUAAGAAGGAAGUAAAAAGCUAUACAACCAUUCUACAUAAAUACAAUCACAACUAUUUCUUUACGUCAAACCAACAAUAAGUAAUGGUACCUUUUCAGUGUAGUUGAUCGACGAAUCCUUAGCCGAGCACAUCUUUCACCUGAGUCCGUCAUCAGGUGGACUCUUCCCCACGAUCUCAUUAGAUAGGCGUACCGUACACAGAAACAUACUCAAUCAACAAAAACCUACAGUAUUCCAGCAUAUGGCCAAGUAAGCAUUUAAAGUACACAUUUGGUCAAAUUUUCACCAAUAAAACGCUCAAUAUCUUCCAGAUUCCAUCACAAAAUGGGUAUCCGCCAUCUUCUCCUAGUUGGAGUACUAAUAUUAUAUGCGGUGCUCGGCGGACUUCUGUUUUUGAUAAUCGAGAAAGAUGCCGAGUACAAUUCUGUCAGAAAUAACCUAGAUCAACUCAAUAACAUCACAGAUGACAUGACAGAUACCUUGUAUGCCAUAUUUCAUGUUGAUAGAAGCAACCGCAACUUUACAGAACGUAUAAAGUUGUGCAUACGGUAAGAUGGCAACUUAAAUUACCUUCUAUUUUAGUGUAGUUAUAGAGACUGGUUUUAAUACUAUCAACAACCAGUUGACAGUACGUAAUACAACUGUUAUCUGUUUCAGAGAUUACUACCAAAGAAUGCUGAAAGUAGAAGGCAAACUGAUCGGAUCAGCCUUUCAGUACGACAAUCUGGAGCCAAAGCUUAGCUGGAACUACGGUAGCGCGGUGUUUUACUCAAUGACAUUAUUCACAUCUAUCGGUUACGGGUCGAUAGCUUGUAAAACAGAUGCCGGCAAGAUUCUGACUGUCGUUUAUUCUGUAUUAGGUAUACCGUUGAUGCUAAUGGUUCUAAGCGACGUUGGUCAAGUGAUACUAAAAUGGCUGACAAUAGCUUACAACGGCGCACGAAAGAUGUAUUAGUAAGUUUUGUAAUUGCAGAGUGGAAUCCAUAUCAAAAUUACAGUAAGCUUAACACAUCAAAAUCCGAGUUACCAUACUACAGCAACAACUCCUUGGACAGUUGGGAUUCAGAUGACUCCAUAGAGCCAAAGUCCUUCCCUAUGCACCUGGCCAUACCCAUAAUCAUCGUCUACAUGCUAUUAUGCGCACUAGUCAUCAGCAUACUAGACCAAAAUGCCCAAGAAUCACCAGGAAUCUCGUUUUGGGACGCCUUCUACUACACUUUCAUAUCUAUUAGUACCAUCGGGUUGGGUGACGUACUACCAUACAAUAUUGAACAUUCCUCGCUUCUGGCUUUAAUGUUUCUGUUUGGUUUGGCUUUGCUUAGCGUUGUUAAUAGUACUGUGUACACAAGACUACAAAAAAGGUUCUUGGCAGCCAUUAAUAUGCUGGAAAGUUGGCUGGAAACGUUGCAUUAUCACCGUCACGGAAGAGAAGGCUACAUGGUAUUCAAGGCUCUCGGACCAAACCUACAAGUAAGCAAGUCCAUAAAUAGUUUUGUGACAUGCAAACGUAUACGAUACUAUUUUUUAUUGUACACCUUUAAAAAUAUAAAGAAAACCUUAACUUCCAACUUACACUCUCUUUCAGUUACUAGCCUUGGCCCUUCCCUUAUUUGACAAUGAAGAUAAGAUUGAGAGAAUGUUGGGACCAGAGAACACGGAUCUCGGCAAGAAACUAUUCAGGAGACCUCAAAGACCUAGUAGAUCACGGUCUUUGCUAGAACAAGACAUGAACAAGUUCAAACCGACUCUAGGGAUCUUCAACAUGGUACCAAGUAAACCAAGAAGAAAUCGUUCAAGUACUUUUGCUGGCAAUAUCAACCUGACAGACCUACCACAAUCAGAAUGUGACAGCAGGCAUCAGAAGCAGAUAAAGCGAUCGAACAGUGAGCACGUUACAAAGAACGUUAGGCAGUUAAAGCCUCGCACGAAGAGUGAAUUCUUGCGUAGAUAA